This is a messenger RNA of Penicilliopsis zonata CBS 506.65, 1260 nucleotides long. RefSeq lists its product as hypothetical. The coding region runs from base 476 to 1012 and encodes 178 amino acids. NCBI's taxonomy places the organism in Eukaryota, Fungi, Ascomycota, Eurotiomycetes, Eurotiales, Aspergillaceae. The transcript has a single exon. The record is from RefSeq and is a predicted model, not a curated record.
CAACCACCGAAUUACCGGGAUUCUGCAUGAAAAAUACUGCUAAGCUGCAGCUCGUAGCUAAAUUAUGUAGAAGGCUGGAAUCUAUUAUGAACACUUAGUUAUUACCUACAGGGACUAGUUCCAGUGGACCUGAGCUGAGGUAUUGGACCAGGUAUUCCGUACUCCGUACCUAUCUCUUUGUCCGACUCCAUACUCCAAUCUCUAUCCCCCCCCCAAACUAACUCUGCAUGAAAUAUUCUGGACUUGCAUUUCAAUUCAAUGCCUUAUUAAUCACUUGUUUGCCUGAAUCCAUCUGAUAUCAAAGUCGUUGACCACAGGUAGAGAGACUCAGAGAGUGGCUCCGCUAGGUCCACCUGUCUUCAUUGCAGUUUCGCUCAAGUCGACCCUUCAAAGUCAACAAUCUGAGAUCGUCGCGAAGAGGUCGAAUCGAUUGAGUAAAAAGGACCGAACCAACUGAGCGAAGAGAAAAAAAAAAAUGGGCUGGUUCGACGGUAAAUCACGUACGUCAACGAGCACUGUGCGCCGACGCGCCUCUCCCUCCCGUCGCUCGACCUACUCCACGACAAGCAGCCGUGGCGAGAGAUACACCCGGCACACGACUUCUGCGCCCUCGACCUUCAGUCUCGGUGGAGGCGGCGGCGGAGGAAGCAGCAGUCGUCAGCGCCGCUCGAGCCCGUCGGUCUUCUCGUCUGUCUCGUCGGCAUCGCGCCGCGUGCGGCCGCGCGAGGGCUACAUCAAGCGCAUUGUGCAGUAUAUCAAGCGGCUCUUUCGCGAUAUCUACAUGUACGCAAAGAACCAUCCGGCCAAGGUGUUUUUCCUGGUCAUUGUGCCGUUGAUCACGAGCGGCGUCCUCGUCAAGCUGCUCGGGAUGGUGGGCAUCCGCUUGCCGCAGAGCUUCGUGAACAGACUUGGUGGCGGCGCUUUCAAGGCCAAUCCAGGACAGACGAGCCCGGGAAAUGGUGUCAAGCAGAGUGUGACUGGAUUGAUGAACAUUGCCAAGAUGUUCAUGUAGUUCCGUCGAUUUGAAGGGAUAUUCUUGCUGUUCGACGAUGACCCCUACUACGGACACGAAAAGAAAGUUAUGAUGGCAUCGCUAGCUACCACUUGAUGAUGAUAUGAUGCGAUGAUAUGUUUUGCUUGCAGGUUGAUAGAAAAAAAAGAUAUCUGCUCGAUGUUAUCUACUCGGAGGCUACUUUAUGAAUUGAUGAAUGCACAUUUAACCAUAUCAUGUCCCUCUAUAGUAGAGGAAUGCACAUCUAU